This is a messenger RNA of Strongylocentrotus purpuratus (purple sea urchin), 1164 nucleotides long. RefSeq lists its product as uncharacterized. The transcript has a single exon. Gene Ontology annotation, molecular function: nucleic acid binding. The record is from RefSeq and is a predicted model, not a curated record. Gene Ontology annotation, biological process: DNA integration. NCBI's taxonomy places the organism in Eukaryota, Metazoa, Echinodermata, Echinoidea, Camarodonta, Strongylocentrotidae. Bases 1 to 1164 code for a protein of 387 amino acids.
AUGUCCAUUGAAGACGGGAUUAUCCUGAAAGGUUCAAGAAUUGUCAUCCCCAAAUGCCUGACAAAGGAAUACCUGAACAAGCUACAUGAGGGACAUCAAGGCAUCAUCAAAUGCCAACUGAGAGCAAAGAGCUGUAUCUUCUGGAAUGGCAUAAAUCAGGAGAUCGAGAUGAUGGUACGGAAAUGUUCUGUAUGUCAAGAAUAUGGGAACUCCCUGCCAUCAGAGACUCUGCAGCCACAUGAAAUUCCUGUCAGACCUUGGCAAUUUGUCACAACUGACCUCUUCACACUUGAUGGAAGAGAGUACCUUCUUGUUGCUGACGUAUACUCAAAGUAUCCAAUUGUAAAGCAGUUACCACAGCAAGCAACAAGUAGUGCUGUCAUCAGACUGCUUAAGGAAAUCUUCUCUGAACAAGGAACCCCCGAGAGACUAUUGAGCGACAAUGGACCUCAAUACAAUAGUGCCAUAUUCGUAGAGUUUGCCAGAGACUGGAAUUUCCAACAUGUAACCUCAAGCCCGAGAUAUCCACAAUCCAAUGGAUUUAUAGAGAGGCAAGUACAAACUGUCAAAAACACCAUGAAGAAAGCUAAGAGAGAUAACAUAGGCGUCAACAAGGCAUUGCAAUGCCUGAGAGCCACUCCAUUGGACAGCCAUCUACCAUCUCCAGCAGAGCUGUUACUGGGGAGGAAGAUCCAAACCAACAUACCGACCAGAAUUCGGAACCAGUCACCCCAAAAGGAUGACAUCUACCAGAGACUGCAGACCAGGCAGGAUGACCAGAAGAAAUACUUCGACGACAAGCACGCUACCAACCUUCCCCCACUACACAAAGGACAAGAAGUCAGAAUCCAAAAUCAAGAGACUGGUAGAUGGGACAGAGGAAAGAUCACAAACAGGAGACCAGAACCAAGGUCAUAUGAAGUAGAGACAUCAUCAGGUUACACUCUACGACGAAAUCGUAGGCACAUCAAACCAACCCAAGAGAGGGACAGCAUGGAACAAAACCGUCAACAUGCUAGUGAUAGACAUAAUGAUGUACAUGACCAGCAGAAUGCACAAACAGAACAAACACAAAGCAAACCAGACACACCAUCGAAUCACCACCAACCAUACACCACCAGAUCAGGUCGUACUAUUAAGAAACCAGAGAGAUACGAUAUGUAA